GAGUACGAUGGGAUCUCAUUCUACACAAGACGAUAUUUGUACUACAUUUUCAUUCGCAUUCUUCAUUGGCCCAUAUACAUUAAGCCUAAUUCAAAACAUUCAAACUACUAAUCCGAAUGGAUUCCCUUCCACUCAGGAACAUCACAUCUUCUGCAAUCCAUGCUGCCCCCAAUGCAGGUUCCUCCUCUCCUGGUUCUUGUUCUUCUUCGUCCAUACCACACACGUCAUAUCCACCGCUUCAGCAGCAACUCGCAGAAAUUCCUUCUGAAACAAAAGAAACACAAGCACGAUUUCAGGUACAGACAAAUGCACAGCGUACACAGCCACAACCACAAUCACAGCUUUCCACUCUGUCAUAUCAGGAUCUUGCUCAGCCAUCAUCACGCUCGUUCUCCACACAUUCUACCCCAUUAAGGCCAGUACGCCCGAGGAUGCUUUUUUCACGUCCAUCGUCUGCUCGAUUGUCUCGUUUUGGGGGGUUGCCUCAGGCCCGUUCGAGAAGUAACAGUCAUGACUAUAACAGCCCGGCUGAGGGUUCAGUCUAUGAUUCUAAUUUGACUUGGGCACAGCGACUCAAUAUGAUGGCUCAACACAAGGCAGCCGAGUCCCAGGGUUUUAUCUGGGACUCUCUCGAUAAUAACAUGGAAGGGGUGCAGGAGGCAAGGCAGAUGCGCAAGCAUGGACUCUUACGGCAUUUCACAAACCGAAAAGACACAUCAUACAAUGCCCUUCGGUCAGCCAUUCGGCUUCAGAAGGCUGAGAAGAGGUAAUGAAAAUUAACCGAUAUGAAUUGUCCUACCCUUAUGUCCUUAUUCCUUUUCUUCGUUUCCACACAGUCAAAGGCCCGCUAUAUUUCUCCAUCUACA
This is a messenger RNA of Lobosporangium transversale, 866 nucleotides long. RefSeq lists its product as hypothetical. The record is from RefSeq and is a predicted model, not a curated record. The transcript is spliced from 3 exons. Bases 117 to 770 code for a protein of 217 amino acids. NCBI's taxonomy places the organism in Eukaryota, Fungi, Mortierellomycota, Mortierellomycetes, Mortierellales, Mortierellaceae.